This is a messenger RNA of Vicia faba (fava bean), 1689 nucleotides long. The record is from the annotation of a GenBank genome assembly. NCBI's taxonomy places the organism in Eukaryota, Viridiplantae, Streptophyta, Magnoliopsida, Fabales, Fabaceae.
AUGGACGCUGAUGUUGUCGAAAUUCCUCCUCCAAUUUUCAAACAGACUCGUAGGUUCAAAAAGCAGAAACAGUCCAUUGUCCAUGAUGUGAUUGACAUUGUCGAUGAUAAUGAGAAUGACGAUGAUGAUUUGAUGAUACUUGGUGAAAUAACUCAUAAACAUAAAAAGGGGAAGGCACCUCAAGCCCUUCACGAGGGUUAUGGUGAUAAUCAUCAACUUGCGCCUGGCAUGGAAAAAAGUGGAACAGUUAGUGGGAUUGAGUCUUCUAAUCCUUUUAGUGAAUAUAUAGAUGUAGACGAGUAUGCCUUAUUACAGGCACAAUUUGAUAAUGUGGAUCUACCAACUGGAAUCGAGGCGCCUUUUACAUUGGGAGUAGAGUCAUCAUCUAAGUCUCGGCGGUUUAUCAAAUCUGUCCGAAGUAAAGGGAAGUCUGCUUUUUUUGAAUCAAAGCAGCAUGGUUUGGCUGGCAAUCCAGAUGCGAUGAAGACGCCACAUUUUGGGCAAUUUGAAAGUGCUAAGCAGGGAGCUGGCAGUAGCAGUUCAUUCUAUUCAAAUUUUGUUGGACAGGAAGGAUCAGUGCAUCCUUUUGGAGUAGAAUCAGGAUACCUUUGGUCGAAGAGUCCUUAUAGUUUCAGUGCCACUCCCGAGCAUGUGCAUGGUUCCACUAGUACUCUCAAAUCUGCAAGAGAUGUACAUAAUGGAGCAGCUGAUGUUCUGCCACACGUGGCAAUAAUUGAUAAAGCUGAAAAUGAAACUCUGAGGAAACUUCGAAGUUUUAAGCAAUUUGAUACUGUCAUUGACUCUUCGGAUCAUCAUUUUAUUAAUCAUAAUUCCUCCACAAAGCAGAAUCCAAAGAGUUGGGCUAAAAAAAUCCAGGAAGAGUGGAAGAUUUUAGAGAAGGAUUUGCCGGAUACAAUAUUUGUGAGAGUCUACGAAUCAAGGAUGGAUCUCAUGAGGGCUGUGAUUAUUGGAGCAGAAGGGACUCCUUACCACAAUGGUCUUUUCUUUUUUGAUAUUUUCUUUUCCAGUGACUAUCCCAAUGUACCCCCGAAAGUCCAUUACCACUCUGGAGGUCUUAGGCUCAACCCAAAUUUGUAUCACUCUGGCAAAGUAUGUCUCAGUCUACUCAACACCUGGCCUGGCAACCCAAAAGAGAUGUGGACUAAAGGUGUUUCAACAAUGCUACAAGUUCUAGUCUCCAUACAAGGGCUAAUCUUGAACACACAGCCUUACUUCAAUGAACCUGGAUAUGAAUCUACGAAAGGCACGACAAACGGUGAAAAGCAUGCCCAGCAGUAUAACGAAAAUACAUUCAUUCUUUCGUUAAGGACAAUGAUGUAUACGAUAAGAAAGCCUCCAAAGAAUUUUGAAGACUUAGUUGCUGGACAUUUCUACAGCCGGGCGCGUGAUAUUCUGGCGUCAUGUAUAGCAUACAAAAAAGGUGUUCAAGUUGGUUGUUUGGUCAAAGGUGGGGUUCAAGAUGUUAAUGGGAGUAAAGGAAAUCAAUCCUCGGCUCAUUUUAUAUCUGGUUUAGCUGGAUGCGUGCCUUCUCUUAUCAAAGAGUUCGAAAAUGUUGGAGUCCUUAAGUCUGGUUUAGUUGAACUUAUCGAAGAGUUUGAAAAUGUUGGAGUUAAGGACCGCGAGAAAAUCACGUCUUGGGUACGACGCAGUACCACCAGCAAAAAGUGA